Selaginella moellendorffii is the source of this 3519-nucleotide messenger RNA. Its product is annotated as pentatricopeptide repeat-containing protein At4g02750-like. The transcript has a single exon. NCBI's taxonomy places the organism in Eukaryota, Viridiplantae, Streptophyta, Lycopodiopsida, Selaginellales, Selaginellaceae. Bases 616 to 2718 code for a protein of 700 amino acids. The record is from RefSeq and is a predicted model, not a curated record. Gene Ontology annotation, molecular function: protein binding.
UGUGGUCGCGCAGAUGGAGGCCCUACGCUGCCUCCAUGGACCGGAGCGUCCUUUCUCUAGCACAAUCGGCGUUGACGGUCGAGCCCGCAGGAGGCUCGAUUGCUUCCUCCUCCCCUGCUUCCCAUUCAUCGAGAUGUCGCUGGAGAUUGCGCUCCCAGACAGCGAUUUGGAGUCGCGGGACUACCUGGCGCUCCAGAAUGCCAUCAACGACCACGUCCUCCUUGUCAACGACGUUAUCUCCUUUCCCGCGGAGCUGCGCGCCAAAAAGCCACUGAGAAGCAUCGCGUCCUUGCAGUUGCUCUUGGAUUCCCAGCAUCAACACGCUCCAGGAAUCGGUGGACAGAACCUGUGCGAUGAUCCAGGAGAAGGAACGCGAGGUGACGCAUUACUACGACGUUGUGAUGAGAAACGCUGUGGCUUCUGGCAAUGCCGAGCUUGUGAGCUACCUUGAGAUCCUCAAGCUGUGCGUUCCAAACAACCUCAAGGUCCACUUCAUUAGUUCUCGUUAUGGAGUGAAUGAUGGCGAGUCUGGUCAUGGAAUUUGGAUUGUUCUGUAGAUCUUGCGAUGAAGCAUGCUAAGAUCCACAAACCGAAAUAAAGCUUUCAAGUUUUCUAAUGUGUAGAACUUGUGUGGAGCUCAUCAAGGGUGGCAACUUCAAUAGGAACGAGUGUUUCAAGCUCAUCGAUUCUUGCAAUGGGUUAGAGGAUGCCAGGAACAUCCACCAGUACAUCAGUAGCCACACUCUUGGCAAAACCCACACUGCGGUGGACGUUCGGAUCCACAACAAGCUCAUUCGCAUGUACGGACGUGUUGGAAGUCCUGCUCUAGCACGACAAGUUUUUGAUUCCAUCGAUUCCAAAGAUGCUUUCUCCUGGUACUUGAUGCUGGAUGCUUACCUCAAGAAUGGGCAACUGGUCGAUGCUUGGAGGGUUUUUGUCCAAAGUCCGGAGCAUGACUUGGUGUCGUGGACAUCACUGCUCUCUGCUUAUGCCCAGAACGGCCACAUUGAAUCUGCAAAGAAAAUAUUUGACGAGAUGCCCAUGAGGGACAUGGUCUCAUGGACGUCAAUGCUAGCUGCUUACUGUGGAAGCAAGAUGAUUCUAGAUGCCAAAAGAAUCUACGACGAAAUGCCAUCAAGGGACUUAGUGUCUGGAACGUUAUUAGUCUCGGCACUUGCCCAGUCUGGACAUUUGGAAGAGGCCAAGGAGGUGUUUGAUACAAUGCCAGAAAGGAAUAUGUUCUCGUGGAAUUGCCUUCUAUCCGCGUAUUCCUCGAAAGGCAUAGAUCAAGCAGUGAUAAUUUUUUAUACGAUGAUGCCAGAGAGGGAUUUGGUUUCGUGGAACUCUUUGCUUGCGGCAUUUGUUCAGGCACGGGAAGUCGAGAAGGCGGCUCGUGUAUUCGCUGAAAUGGAGGAGCGCGACAUCGUCUCUUGGAACUCUAUGCUGGCAGCGUACUCCCAAAGCGCGCACCGCCACAAAGCUGAGAUUUUCUUUAGCACUCGAAUGCCCUUCCACGAUCUAGUCUCUGGCAAUUGCAUGCUAGCGCUCUAUGCACGGGCUGGAAUCAUUGAGGCUCUAGAGCUCACAUUUGAUGAGAUGAUAGAGCGUAAUCUCGUGUCCUGGAACUCCUUGCUGAGUGGAUAUGCCCACAUCGGGCAUAUCGAGAAAGCAAGAGCCGUGUUCCGGCGAAUGCCACAGAGGAACAUUGUGUCCUGGAACUCCAUGGUCACGGCGCUUGCUCGCUGCGAAAACGUGGAGAUGGAAGCCGUGGAAGCCAUGUUCUCGGCGAUGCCGGAGCGAGACCUCGUCACCUGGAACACGAGGCUGGAUGCGUAUGCCCGGAGAGGGCAUAUCGAGGAGGCUAGAAAGGCCUUCACCGAGAUGCCGGAGCGGAGCUUGGUUUCCUGGACAGCUCUUCUGUCCGCGUACUCUAACAAAGGCCAUGCCCGCGAUUCGAAGAGAGUUCUGGAUUCCAUACCCGGUGGCGAGCAGCCAAACAGCGUCUCGUGGACUUGCUUGCUCGUGGCUUACAUUCGAAGCGGGCAGAUCCGAGAGGCAAGAGAAGUUUUCGACGUGAUUCCCCAGCGAGACACUGUGUGCUGGAACGUGAUGCUCGCGGCCUACGCUCAGCUCGGCUACCUCGCGAGUGCUCGUCGACUGUUCCAUCGCAAGCCAGAGAGCGGCGACGUUGUGUCGUGGGGAUCUCUCCUCGCGGCCUACUGCCAUAGUGGCCGCUGGGGCGAAGCUCCGCGGAUUUUUUGCUCGAUCAACUUGGUGAAUACUCCCAACGACGCGUGCUUUGCGUCCGUGCUCAUUGCGUGUAGUCACGAUGGCAAGCUCUACUCUGGAAAGUCUUUUUUUGCGUCCAUGAGCUUCGACUACGGCCUCGAAGCCAGCAAGCAGCACUACUCGUGCAUGGUGGACUUGCUUUCCCGAGCGAAAUACUUUCGUGAGGCCGAGGAGCUCGUGUGGAGCAUGCCUUACGAGGCUGAUGCGCUCGACUGGAUGUCCCUGCUCAGGAGCUCUACCGAUUCUUCUCAGAUAAACAGAGCAGCAAAAGAGAUUCUCAAGCUCAGUCCUGGCAACCCGGCUGCGCUCGUGAUGCUUGCGAAGCCUGUGCACAUGGAUGCCGACAAGGAAAAAUGCAUAUCUCAUUUCAGUGAAACUUUAUCAGCUUUUAGAAAGAAUCCACAAAAAACUCAACUCAGCAACUGCUGAAAAGGCCUUUAGUGAUGUGACGAACUUGAGCUCCAGAAAUGGUGAUAUUUCCUUGCGAAAACGCCUUUGUGUAUGGCCCCAAUCCUUCAUGACAGAAGUGUUAGAGCAAAAAAAUAAAGAUUUUUUUCUUCCUGCCUAUGAUAUCCAUCGGGUGGAGCUGCAGUGCUGCGGUGUUGUAAGAUUCGACUAGUGUUUGGAGCAGUCCUUCGCCCUCAGUGGCUAUGAGAAGCUCGCGCUGGUCACAAGGAGAUUAUUUAUACUUGCAAAAAAAAAAAAAAAAGAAGAGCAGCACCUUAAACUUGUCGGAUUUGUCAUAGUAGCUCGUAAGAACCAGCAAGAUGUCAAGUUUUUUGGAUCCUGUUGAACGUUUUCAUGUCAUCCUUGAAACCAAAAGAACAAGAACCGAAAAAAUUACUUUGGAGGUGGACGAGCUCGUCGGAAACUCCCGUUUCAACAGUGAGGAACCUGCUCAAAGCAAUGCCCAUGGCGCACAUCCCGAUCCUUGCUAUUCUUCCCGAGCUACCUGCAGGCCAUGAACGAAUUGAAACCGAUCAAACAAGUACAUAGACAAACAUAUGCAAACCUGCUGCCGAAGUCCAGACUUCGAUCUGUUUGUUGAGAAUCUCCCUGGGGCUCAACACGGACAAGUCUGAUACUCUCUUCCGGACUGACGAGACGAAAUGAAACAUCAUGAGAGGAGGAGCACGGAAGUAAAGCAUACUUACGCAUUUUGAAGAAACCAUUGCGACCAUAGCGUCCCGCCCCAUUCAAGAGCAGAGUUGCCAUGGCGACGUCUCUGCU